AUGGCCGCGUUUUUUCACUAUCCUUUCUCGUCUUAUCUCUUCUUUAUUCAAUGUAUUCUUCCUUUUUUUUCAUUUAAACUCACUGUAUAUCUUUUCUUUCUUUUUUUAUAUGUAUCUUCAUUUCAACAUUUUUUUAAAAUUUUCAAUUUUCUGUUUAUCCAUUCUUUUCGUUCUUUCUUUUCACAUUUAAUUUUUCUUUCUCUCUUUUUUUACUUUUCUUCUCAAUUCUCUUUUCUUUCUGUCUAUCUUUUUAUUUUUUCAUUGUGUCUUUUUUUUUCAUCCCUUUAUUUUUUUCAUCCUUUUUUCAUCCUUUUAUUUCAUCCUUUUUUCAUCUUUUUUUUUCAUCCAUUUAUUUCAUCCUUUUUUCAACUUUUUUCAUCCUUUUAUUUCAUCCUUUUAUUUCAUCCAUUUUUCAUCUUUUUUCAUCCUUUUUCAUCUUUUUAUUUCAUCCUUUUUUCAUCUUUUUAUUUCAUCUUUUUUUCAUCUUUUUAUUUCAUCUUUUAUCGCACCGUUUUUCAUCUUUUUAUCAUCUUUUUUCAUCCUUUUUUCAUCUUUUUAUUUCAUCCUUUUAUUUCAUCCUUUUUUCAUCCCUUUUCUUCCUUUUUCAUCUUUUUAUUUCAUCCUUUUUUUCAUCUUUUUAUUUCAUCCUUUUAUUUCAUCCUUUUUUCAUCUUUUCUUCAUCUUUUUAUUUCCUCCUUUUAUUUCAUCAUUUUUUCAUCUUUUUUUCAUCCUUUUAUUUCAUCCUUUUUUCAUCUUUUUCAUCCUUUUUCAUCUUUUUAUUUCAUCCUUUUUUUCAUCCUUUUAUUUCAUCUUUUGUCAUUUUUUUCAUCCCUUUUUCAUCCUUUUAUUUCAUCAAUUUUCAUCUUUUUUCAUCCUUUUUUUUCAUCCUUUUAUUUCAUCCUUUUUUUCAUCCUUUUAUUUCUUCUGAAUAUUCGUGUUCAUUCCUUUUUGCUUUCUUUACAUUCUUGGAAAAUUUCAAGUGUUUCUUUUUUUUCUACUCGGCCGUUUUUUCAUUCUUUUUUUCGUUUACGUUAUCUAUUCUUUCUUUCUUUAUUUCUUUCUUUCUUUCUUAAUUUUUACCUUCUUUUUCUGUUGUAUUUUCUUUGUUUCUUUUGCUCUCUUUGUCUCUCUCUCUCUGACUAUUUUCCCAAUUUUUUUGCCUCCAAAUCUAUACAAGCCUCUUUUCUUUUAGCUACUCCUUUCUCCUUUUCUUUCUUUUCUUUCCGGUCGGGAUCCCAUUUGACCAACUCAUUUCCUCUAGCUCCCACAUCCUUUCACAUCGUCUCCUCUGCUUUCACUGGCCCAGCUUCUUCACAGAAAUUAGGGUCACGAGAUAACAAGCCUCCAUUGCGAAUGUUCUCUUUUGCUACCCCCGCCAUCUCUGUUUUAUUUUCCUUAUCUACAUUGUGGCAGUGUUUUAUUUUUUUUUUCGGGUUUCAUUUUCAGUUAAUGAUCAACAGCUGA
This is a messenger RNA of Acanthosepion pharaonis, 1464 nucleotides long. The record is from the annotation of a GenBank genome assembly. NCBI's taxonomy places the organism in Eukaryota, Metazoa, Mollusca, Cephalopoda, Sepiida, Sepiidae.